Molecule: messenger RNA, 697 nt
Organism: Esox lucius (northern pike)
Lineage: Eukaryota; Metazoa; Chordata; Actinopteri; Esociformes; Esocidae
Product: gamma-crystallin M2
Exons: 3
Coding region: 31-558 (175 amino acids)
Biological process (GO): lens development in camera-type eye; visual perception
Molecular function (GO): structural constituent of eye lens
Source: RefSeq, a predicted model, not a curated record
CACCAAGAAAGUAAUUUACAGUGCUGGAAAAUGGUCAAGAUCACAUUCUACGAGGAGAAGAAUUUCCAGGGCCGUUGCUAUGACUGCAGCGCCGACUGUGCCGACCUGCACUCCUAUUUCAGCCGCUGCAAUUCGGUUAGAGUGGAGAGUGGGGCAUGGGUCCUUUAUGAGAAGCCUAACUACGCGGGCUACCAGUACAUCCUGAGUCCAGGGGAGUACACUGAUAACCAACAGUGGAUGGGCUUCAAUGAUAGCAUCAAGUCUUGCCGUUCCAUCAAAAACGAGUAUGGAAACACAUGGAAGCUGAGGCUGUAUGAGAGGCCAGACUUUGGUGGUCAGAUGGUGGAGUGGGCGGAGGACUGCCCCUCGGUCUACGAGGCCUUUAAGUUCCGCGAGGUGUACUCGUGCAUUGUGGUCCAUGGCGCCUGGGUCUUCUAUGAGCUGCCCAACUACAGGGGAAGGCAGUACUUCGUGGAGCGCAGGGAGUAUCCCCGUCACACUGACUGGGGAGCUACGUCUGCCGGAGUGGGCUCCUUCCGCAGGAUCACAGAGUUCUAGGGGCCCGGUGACCUUUGACCUUCGAGUGGUUUUAGAGGGCAGGCACAGCAACGAUAGGCGUGGGAGCAAGAUGUCCUCUGUUCCUGGAGUCUGUGUGUCAUGGUCCAAUAAACAUUUGACGAUUUGCUAAAGUCUGAAA